Acipenser ruthenus (sterlet) is the source of this 4337-nucleotide messenger RNA. It is a transcript of the gene plcl5, whose product is annotated as phospholipase C like 5. Gene Ontology annotation, biological process: intracellular signal transduction; lipid metabolic process. Bases 345 to 3662 code for a protein of 1105 amino acids. The transcript is spliced from 6 exons. The record is from RefSeq and is a predicted model, not a curated record. Gene Ontology annotation, molecular function: phosphatidylinositol-4,5-bisphosphate phospholipase C activity. Lineage: Eukaryota; Metazoa; Chordata; Actinopteri; Acipenseriformes; Acipenseridae.
GGGAGUGAUAAAGAGCCACAACUAGGAGGGAUUAGACCCGAUGGUCAUUUCUUUAGGCAGGAAAUCUAGCGAGGAGAAAUCUGUCAUGUUAUCGUGCAGCAGUUUAGCUGUGAGCUAAAGCAACGCUGAUCUCACCACGCCAAGCAGCAAUCAUCGGGUUUUGGUCAGCACAGUGAAGCAUUCGCACACAGUCGUGCAUGAUUUUGUGUGUGUGUGUGUGUGUGUGUGUGUGUAUCUGCAUUGAAAUCCGUUCGCUUUUUUUAAAAACAGUGCAUUCCCUUUUUUUCUAAGGUGAAUACUUCUUCAACACAGAAUGGCUUGGAGUACUGUUUUGUGAUGUUUGGAUGAUGGCGGAGGGACAGGCGAUCAAACCUGGAUCGGGAUCGUUGCUAAAUCCAGCCGCUAUACUGGCAUCAGAUUCGGCGUCCGAACUGCCUGGGUACAACAACGAUCCGCAUCAUUCUACCCGGGCUUUCUUGGAGGUUGCCGGAGGAGCGGAUCCUGUUUUCUCCAACGGGAGGUGUAAGGAGGAUGGGAGCUCCCAUUCCGGGAGCCGCAGCAGCAGCAGCCGGGAGAAUUCUGCGGAAAGGAAUCCGGCUAAGCCGCGAAGCAGCAUCAUGAAGGACGGGUCCCGUCAGAGGCAGGUGCGGAAGAAGACGGUCUCCUUCAGCUCCAUGCCCAACGACCGCAAGAUCAACAGCACGGCGGCCUGCCUGUCCUUCAUGGUGGAGGGCUGUGAGAUGAAGAAAGUGCGCUCCAACUCCCGGAUGUACAACCGCUACUUCAUCCUGGACCCGGACAUGAGGUACCUGCGGUGGGAGCCCUCCAAAAAGGACUCUGAGAAAGCCAAGCUGGAGAUCAAAACCAUCAAAGAGGUGCGGCUUGGCAAGAAGACCCCCGUGCUCCGCAGCAACGGCCUCUCGGAUCAGUUUCCUGACGAGUGCGCCUUCUCAAUCAUAUACGGGGAGAAUUACGAAUCCCUGGACUUGGUAGCAAGCUCGGCGGAUAUCGUGAACACUUGGGUGAUGGGUCUGAGGUAUCUCGUGUCCUAUGGGAGGCACGCUGUCGAGGCCAACCCAACGAGCCUGAGGACCUCCUGGAUCUCCUCUGUGUUUGAGGUCGCUGACUUUGAGAAAGAUGGCCAGAUCGUCUUGUCUAGGGCUGUCCAGAUCAUCAAAGGGCUGAACCCAGGAAUGAAGGCUUCCAGGAUUGAGCUGAAAUUUAAGGAGCUGCAGAAAUCCCAGGGUAGGUGCGGAGAGGACAUCACAAACGAGAUCUUCACCGAGGCCUACUGUGAGCUGUGCACCAGGCCGGAGAUCUUCUUUCUCCUCAUGCAGUUCUCCAGCAACAAGGAGUAUCUGGACUGUAAAGAUCUGAUGCUCUUCGUGGAGGUGGAGCAAGGCAUGGAAGGGGUGACGGAGGAGAUGUGUGCGGAGAUCGUCAACAAGUAUGAGCCAUCCAUGGAAGGCAGGGAAAGGGGCUACCUCUCCAUCGAUGGCUUCACCCGCUACCUCCUCUCUUCGGAGUGCCACAUCUUCGAUCCCCAGCACAAGCGGGUCUGCCAGGACAUGACCCAGCCAUUGUCUCACUACUACAUCAACUCAUCCCACAACACCAGCCUCUUGGAGGACCAUUUCUGGGGUUCCUCGGAUAUAAGGGGCUACAUCCGGGCCUUGAAAAUGGGAUGCCGGAGCUUAGAGCUUGUGGUGUGGGAUGGUCCAGAUAACGAGCCUCUAAUAUACGUCGGACACUCUGUGUCAUCACAGGUUGCCUUCUGCAAGGUUAUUGACGUGAUCAAUCAGUAUGCGUUUGAAGCGUCCGAGUACCCAUUGAUUCUCUGCUUGGUGACGCACUGCUCAGUCCGGCAACAGAAGGUCAUGGCUCAACACAUGAAGAAGAUUCUCGGGGAUAAACUCUAUCUAGACCCACCUGACACGGAAGAUAAUUAUUUGCCCUCUCCCAAUAAGCUCAAAGGGAAAAUCCUCAUUAAAGGUAAGAAGUUUCCCCCAAACUACCCCGAUUCUGAAGGAGAUGUCACUGACGAAGAUGAAGGGGUGGAGAUGUCUAGAAGGUUUGGAGAAGAGGAUAAGGACCAGAUGAACGGAAGGCUAAGGCUCUGCAAAGAGCUUUCUGACCUGGUCUCCCUGUGCAAGUCCGUCCAGUUUAAAGACUUUGAGGUGUCCAAGAGAUACCAGAAAUACUGGGAGAUAUGUUCGUACAAUGAGGUGGACGCUAAUAGGUUCGCCAACGAAUACCCGGAAGACUUUGUAAGCUACAAUAAGAGGUUCCUCUCAAGGGUGUACCCAAGUCCGAUGAGGAUUGAUGCCAGUAACAUGAACCCCCAGGACUUCUGGAAAUGUGGCUGCCAGAUGGUCGCCAUGAACUACCAGACCCACGGAUUGAUGAUGGAUCUCAACAUUGGCUGGUUCCGCCAGAACGGGAACUGUGGCUAUGUGCUUCGGCCAGCUAUCAUGAGGGAGGAGGUAUCCUACUUCAGUGCCAACGCAAAGGACUCCCUGCCCGGGGUCUCGGCUCAGCUGCUCCACAUGAAAAUCAUUAGCGGUCAAAACCUACCCAAACCUAGGGGCUCCGGUGCCAAAGGAGAUGUAGUGGAACCUUAUAUCUACGUGGAGAUUCACGGCAUCCCAGCCGACUGCACGGAGCAAAGGACUAAAACCGUCACUCAGAAUGGAGACAAUCCGAUUUUUGAUGAGAGUUUUGAGUUCCAGAUCAACCUCCCAGAACUGGCAGCUUUGCGCUUCGUAGUCCUGGAUGAUGACUACAUAGGGGACGAGUUUAUCGCACAGUAUACCAUCCCCUUUGAAUGCCUCCAGCCUGGGUACAGGCAUGUGCCUCUCCAGUCUUUGACCGGAGAGUUCCUGGUGAACACCACACUGUUUGUCCACAUAGCUAUCACAAAUCGGAGAGGAGGUGGCAAAGCGCACAAGCGGGGUCUGUCGGUACGGAAAGGAAGGAAAGCGCGGGAGUAUACGUCUACUAGAACUACCGGGAUCAAGGUCAUCGAUGAGGUCUUUAGGGCAGCCACGCAGCCACUUCGAGAGGCUACUGAUCUCCGGGAAAAUGUGCAGAACGCCAUGGUCUCCUUCAAGGAGCUGUGUGGCCUGACCCCUGCUGCCAACAUGAAGCAGUGCAUUCUGACUGUGUCGACCUGGCUGCUGAACAGUGACAACACCGUGCUGGUGACUCUGAACCUGAGUGGGCACUAUCCAGCUAUGGAGAUACAGGGACCAAUCCCUGAGCUGCUUCGUAAGGUACUCACCGCCUAUGAGACGAUGACUCAGACCAGCCGGACUCUGAUCGAAUCCGCGGACGCUGUCUAUGCCAAGAUCAUGCAGACUCAGAGGACUGGAAUGGAUUUCCAUGAAGAUUUGCAUAGGAUAGGAGCUAAGGAGGGGCUGAAGGGAACGAAGAUGCAGAAAGCCAUGGAGAGCUUUGCCUGGAACAUCACAGUAUUGAAGGGCCAAGCGGACCUGCUGAAACACGCCAAGCACGAGGCCCUGGACACCCUGCGGCAGAUUCACUACGCUGCGCAGUCCUGUGGUCUGAGCAGCAGCUGUGCCUCCCCUGACCUGCUCCGCACGCGGCCGGCGCUGGAGCCCAUUCCUGAGACAGAGAAAAGGAGUGACACCGGGUCCUGCUGACCCAGGAGAGAGAGAGGGAGGAGGGCACGUAGAGAGAGCAGAGAGGAGGGCUCCCCCUGCGAACUAGCCACCUUGAAACAAACAUGCAGUCCCUCAGUCCAUCUCUAGAACUGCUCUGAAGGAAUUUGGAUAAAAGCACUUUGUGGAUGGUUGAUAGCCAGCAACAAUCAAUGUGAAGCCUGUGACUGGUCAGCAAGUUGAUCCUUACUGGCACAGUCAUGCCAACCCCAGACCAAGCUCAUCUAAUCCUGAACUUCGACCCCUGUUCCACAGCUUUCUCGUUCUUUGGUUGGAGACGUGCUGAAGCAGGUGGAGCAUUGGCCAGUUUUACGAGCAAAGGAACACCUUUAAACGAACAGGUUUUUAAAACUCAAAGCACUCUUAAAUGCUGAUUUGAACUAAAUCUUGUGCAUCGAGUGUUCAUUUCACCCCCCAAAAAACACAUUAAAUAUUAACAGCAACUGGAACUAUUAAUAUGACUUAUAUUCCAUUUUUUUCCUAUACUGUACAACCACCCCACACUUAUUUAAUGUAUCACUCGGGGCACACGUUAGGGUUAUUGUGUGCAAAACUUAAAAAAAAAAAAACACAACUUUUAUUCUGUUAAUGGCUACCGUGAAUCUUGUAUGAUUAACAAACUGUAGCAGGACUAUUAAAAAUCUGUAAUUCUCUUUA